Molecule: messenger RNA, 1109 nt
Organism: Paramacrobiotus metropolitanus
Lineage: Eukaryota; Metazoa; Tardigrada; Eutardigrada; Parachela; Macrobiotidae
Product: acetylcholine receptor subunit alpha-type acr-16-like
Exons: 5
Coding region: 94-690 (198 amino acids)
Biological process (GO): regulation of membrane potential; chemical synaptic transmission; nervous system process
Cellular component (GO): neuron projection; synapse; membrane
Molecular function (GO): neurotransmitter receptor activity; transmembrane signaling receptor activity; extracellular ligand-gated monoatomic ion channel activity
Source: RefSeq, a predicted model, not a curated record
GUGCCAGCGCUAUUAAGAGCAUGUGGACAGCUGCAUUAAAUCAGCUUGCUGUUGUUGUUGAGUGUCGAUUUCGCUGAUAAGUUGCCGUGCACAAUGUAUAGAUAUCUUGUCAACAGCCUGCUAUUUUUUUGCUGCGCCGCCGGACUCAUUAAUCGUAAUAACAAUAUUAUCGCGGCGAGCUCGGUGAAGACCUCGGCCUUGGUCCGGCAGCUCCUCGCCGCAGACGACGUCCACGUGCCGCCCAACGCCGACCAGCCCGGUCAGCCGGUGCGCGUCAACGUCGGCCUUCAGGUUGCCGGUGUACAACAUGAUCGCUCGGAGUCGGAUUUGUUGAUACUGCACGGCUUUCUAGACCUGCGCUGGGAAAACAGCCGUUUGGCGUGGGACCCGCUGCAGCACCACAAUAUCACUGCCGUACGGCUUCCGGCCGACCGUGUCUGGGUGCCCGACAUGACACUGUAUAACAGCUACGAUGCACGCAGUGGAGUGUUGCCGGCAGACAGGACGCUGGUGUUGGUGUAUGCCAGUGGUAAUGUCCUGUGGAUACCGCGCGUGGCCUUCCCGCUGAGCUGCAAUACAACGCAGAACACAGCCGGUGAUAAAGUGCACUGUGCUAUUAAACUAGCUUCGUGGAUGUAUGACGCUUCGCUGUACGCGUAUCGCGUAUCGCGUAUCGCUGGUGGAUGUUGAGUUGCUCACCGACAGAAUCGAAACAGCCGCCUAUUCACAUCUGUACAGUGGUUCCCGCUACCGUAUAAUCGACAGCAAGAUAGAACGCAACGUCGUCUCAUACGCCUGCUGCCCCGAGUCCUACCCGUCCAUCGACAUGACCUUUACCGCCCAACGAGCAGCGGCAUCGUAACAGCGACUCGCUUGGGCGGCGUUCAUACUCAACUCGCUGCUGAUACUACUACACUAAUGCGCUGGGCUAUUCGUCGUCCUAAUUACUUUUUACUUAUCGUUAAUAAAAUUGUAAUAAUAUGUGUGUAAUCUGUAUGAGAAUCGGCUUAAACUUAUUAGCGCCGCGGUGUCUGUCCAUAAAAGCGCUACCAUCUCGGCACAGAACCACGUUGGCCUUGUAACGCAGAAGAUUAAAUUGCCGAUAGCGA